Cajanus cajan (pigeon pea) is the source of this 861-nucleotide messenger RNA. RefSeq names its product pathogenesis-related protein STH-2. Gene Ontology annotation, molecular function: protein phosphatase inhibitor activity; signaling receptor activity; abscisic acid binding. The record is from RefSeq and is a predicted model, not a curated record. Gene Ontology annotation, cellular component: cytoplasm; nucleus. NCBI's taxonomy places the organism in Eukaryota, Viridiplantae, Streptophyta, Magnoliopsida, Fabales, Fabaceae. Gene Ontology annotation, biological process: abscisic acid-activated signaling pathway; defense response.
ACCUACUUCACAUGAAACCACAGGAUCUAUAAAGUGCUCUCCCUUGGGAUCCAACUUUCACAACCUUAGUUUUUCUUUGAUUUUUGCAAUCUACACAAUUCGUCAUGGGAGCCACAACUUUUACACAUGAUUAUUCGUCCCCAGUUACUCCACCACGCAUGUUCAAGGCCUUGAUCACUGACUCUAGAAAUUUGCUUCCAAAGCUCUUACCACAGUUCAUAAAAGAGGUCAACGUGAUCCAAGGAGAUGGGGAAGCUGGAAGCAUUGAACAAGUUAACUUUGCUGAAGCUUUCCCCUUCAAAUAUGUGAAACACAGGAUUGAUGAGGUUGAUAAUGAGAACUUGGUGUGCAAAUAUACUAUGAUUGAAGGGGAUCCAUUGGGGGACAAGCUUGAUUCUAUAGUUUAUGAGGUUAAGUUUGAGGCCACUAGUGAUGGAGGUUGCCUUUGUAAAAUGACAAGCAAAUACAAUGUCAUUGGGGGUUUCGAAAUCAAAGAGGAAGACAUAAAGGAAGGAAGGGAAAGCUCCCUUGGAGUCUGCAAAGUUGUGGAAGCCUACCUGCUGGAGAAUCCACAAGUCUAUGCUUAAUCGUUCAUUUGUUUUUCUCAAGUAUAUAUACAGAUACUGUUCUAAGAUUAUAUUCAAAUUUAUUCAAUUUUUGAAUGAUAGUGUGCAACAAAUAUAGGGACAAUAAGAAUAAUGUUUGCAAAGUAUUAAACUCCUUAAUAAGUCCUUAGUGUUUAAGGGCAUACUUUGUGGUUUGACAAAUAUUUGUACUUUUGUAGUAACAAAGAGUUGGAGAUUCACUAUCCUCUUUAUGAAUCGAUUGAGUAUCAUAAUAAUAAUUCUGCCGAAUCAUUGU